Messenger RNA from Drosophila bipectinata, 1637 nucleotides. RefSeq names its product MAPK regulated corepressor interacting protein 2. The record is from RefSeq and is a predicted model, not a curated record. NCBI's taxonomy places the organism in Eukaryota, Metazoa, Arthropoda, Insecta, Diptera, Drosophilidae.
UCGUUAUUUGAAUGCAGCCGCAUUGAAGCUCCAACCGCCGUCCGGAUAACGUUAUUAUAAACCGCACUCGAAGGAGCACAACCCAACUGAAUGUAACCCAAUGAAUGAAAUCAAUUGAUUUUCGAGAGGAAGGUGUCGAGGCGCGGACGAUAAACAAAUCAAGAGCAAGCUCAUAGCUAACUGAGGAUUGUGUAACUAUCUAAACGAUGACCGGCGGAGUGACUAGAAGGCGGCGCAGAGGAGACGGGAUGCACUGAUCACAAGAUUGACCACAACAACAGCGAGAACAAGAAUAAAUACAUAUAUAGACGUCACUCAGGUGGACAACAGAAAAAAAUAAAUCUAAAAACAUAGUAGUCGUACAAAUUUGCACGGAAGCAGUCCGUUCGCUAGAUAAAAAACAAACAGCAACCCCAACGCCCAUAUCGAAAGGACAACUCCUCGAACAACAAUGUACACAAUCAACAAGGGACCCAGCAAAAUAGUUGCUAAAACGCGUCGCGGUCUGGCACAAAAUUUUGAAAAAUUCGAAAGCAUCAAGGAGAGCAGCCGGAAGAACGGCAGCUUCGACCUCAACAGUCCCGAGGAACACAAAAACAUACCGCGACCUGUGUUUCAGCAAAGUUUUGCCUCCAAGCGGAUAACACCGACCAAGCUGAUUGAGGAUGAGGUGAUAACGCCGCAGCACGAGGAGAUCAUUCGCUACAUAAAUGACUCUUGGAACAUGUUAGUGGCGCAGAACCCCUACGACUCGAGCUCAUCCGCCAAGCCCGCCGAGAAGCCUCUGGCAGAUGCCAACAACAACAACGCAUCCAGCCCCGUGGAAAGCAUUAUUGCCAACUCGCCGAUGCCGGCUCCAUCGGCCGCCACGGUUUGGGUAGAGCCCCCCAGCCCGGCGCUUCAGGACUUCAAGCCCUUCGAUUUGGAAUCGUGGUGGGGCCGUCGCUUGUUCCAGAACAUAACUAAGAGCCUCUAAGAUAGGAAGAGAGUAGACCACAAUGCUCUGUGGUAUAUUUCCUAGUUAGCCGAGUGCUUCCUUUUAUACUUUCGACUGCAAACAGGCGAUAUCACUUUAGAAUUAGGCAGUAAUGUGCGUAGAUUUCGGUUAGUGGCUAAGUAAUCACUUCGGAUAUAAAAGGUUCGGUAGGCAGCCCAUUAAUGUCCAGCCAUGUUUUAAGUUUCCCAUUUUAUUUUGUUUUAGUGUAAAUGAAGUAAAUUAAGAGUUAUCGCCGAUGUCCGCCAAUGUAAAUAAUGCGAUAUUCGAUUAGCGACAAGAAGUGUGUUAGAAAGCUUUAAGAAACGAAGCUGGCUUGGUGGUCAGCUUUUCAAUCAACUCUUGAAGAUUGUGCAAGCAUCGAGGAUCGAGGGAACUGACACUAGCUAUUCUAUUGUAUUUAGGUUUCACUAAAGUUUUAAAAAGAUUAUGUGUGUAAUUGUAAAGAUUUCCUGUAAAUAUUUAAAAAAAAAAAUUGUAUUUUACGUUCGUGAACUCUAAAUUAGUGUUAUUCAUAUCGAAGUGUAAUAAUUGAUUAAGUGCCUCGCCGCUUUGCAUCGCAUGUAUUUAGUCUGUCACUAUAGAUCAUUUUAUGUUUAGCAUAAAUAAAAAUGUUAAAAAAUAAUAUUGUUUUUAUCAAAAA